AUGACCGUCGCAACCCAGAAAGUAAACGAUAACUCCAACGGGAUGAUUGAUAUAAUUGAAGGGAAUGCGGAGUGUGCAUCGAUAGCUGUUAUUUUCGCUAGAGGCACAUUUGACUCUGGCAAUAUUGGCGUGUGGGUUGGCCCUCAAUUUUUCGAAGAACUAUCCUCCCGCGUGCCUUCUGCCGCGUUGCAAGGUGUCGAUCCAGAUGCAUAUAAAGCGGAUUUAUAUGGCUAUCUGUCCGAGGGUGGUAGUGAUGAUGGUGCUGUAUCGCUUGCUUCGACUGUCAAUGACUACAAUUCUAAAUGCCCUGAUAGUGUAAUCGUUAUAUCUGGCUGGAGUCAAGGCGCUCUUGUUGCACACAAAGCUCUUGAGCAAAUAUCAUCCACAGCCCUCGACAAGACAGCUGCCCUUGUAACAUUCGGAGACCCCAAUGGCGUAUGGAACAAUACCGCUCUUCCAGAAUCUAUUCCUAGUAGCAGCUUUUCCACCUCUUGUGUCACUGGAACUAUAUUUGAUCCACUUUGCGCCCAAAUACCGAGUGACUUCAAGUUCCCAACUUCUCUUUCCGACAUUGUUGGUCCAUUUGCAUCAUUACCAAACGUUGCAGUGGGUAUCCAACAAGCAGAAGCAGCGGCAAACUUGGCUAUAAAGUUUCCUGCCGAAUUGGCGGCCAGCUGGGAGGCAUUUGUGUCAAACUUGACUCCUCAACAGUUCGUUCGGUUAAUGCUCACACCCCAGCACUUUACCUACGGGAAUAACGGAAUGGCAAGCCAGGCUGCGGAUUUUGUCGCUGGCCUUGCUCCUGUGCAGAAUUCUCAAUGA
Molecule: messenger RNA, 822 nt
Organism: Talaromyces proteolyticus
Lineage: Eukaryota; Fungi; Ascomycota; Eurotiomycetes; Eurotiales; Trichocomaceae
Product: carbohydrate esterase family 5 protein
Exons: 3
Coding region: 1-822 (273 amino acids)
Biological process (GO): carbohydrate catabolic process
Cellular component (GO): extracellular region
Molecular function (GO): cutinase activity
Source: RefSeq, a predicted model, not a curated record